UCCAUUUCUCCCCCCUUCUUCAAUGCCCAAGGUUCAUACAGUUAGACCCCUGAAACGAGUAAAACCCUAAAUCACUGUUUCUGAGCCAUGACUACGAGGUUCAAGAAGAAUAGAAAGAAAAGAGGCCAUGUGAGCGCCGGCCAUGGCCGCAUAGGCAAGCACAGGAAGCACCCUGGCGGACGAGGAAAUGCUGGUGGACUGCACCACCAUAGAAUUCUCUUUGACAAAUACCACCCUGGGUAUUUCGGGAAGGUGGGGAUGAGGUAUUUUCACAAGCUAAGAAACAAGUUUUAUUGCCCCAUUGUCAAUGUAGACAAGCUCUGGUCUCUUUUGCCGGAGGAGGCGAAGCCUAAGGCUAUUGCUACUCAGAAGAGUGGAGAAGCUCCUUUGCUAGACGUGACUCAGUAUGGAUAUUUUAAGGUUUUGGGAAAGGGGGAGCUUCCGCCCCAGCCGCUUCUUGUUAAAGCGAAGCUUGUUUCGAAGAGGGCUGAGAAGAAGAUUAAAGAGGCUGGUGGAGCGGUUGUUCUUACUGCUUAGGCGAAGUAAUAUUAUGGUUUGUUGCUGCAGACUCCCCCAAAGUUGAGUGGAUACUGGGAAAUUGUUGCAUGGCCUUCAGAAUCUUGCAUCAUCCUUAGUUAGCUGCUUAAUGUUUCUGCGAUCCAUAGAUUUGUGGUCGAGAGCGGGACAUGCUUGAACCCUUAUUCAAAGAUUUAUUUUUUGCAAUGGUAGGACCAUUUUGAUUGAAAAUUGUUGAAGCUUAAUCGUGCGGCAUAUUUGAUUUAUUGUGUUUGAUUAUCAAAUGAGAGUGUUUUUAUCCUUUGGUGAUUACCCA
Amborella trichopoda is the source of this 832-nucleotide messenger RNA. Lineage: Eukaryota; Viridiplantae; Streptophyta; Magnoliopsida; Amborellales; Amborellaceae. The record is from RefSeq and is a predicted model, not a curated record.